AUGGAGUCAAUUCAAUCAUGGGUUUCAAAACACAAACUCGCCACAGUUGGUGGACUUUGGGCAUCUGGAAUUGGAGCAACACUUGUAACAUAUUCACGUACAAAAUCUCCAUUGAAGCCAAGUCUUAGGCUUAUCCAUGCUAGAAUGCAUGCUCAGGCACUAACAUUGGCAGUACUGUCCGGUGCGGCGGUUUAUCGCUAUUAUGAGAAUCGCGUUGUCGAGACAAAACAAGAGGCGGAGAAUGUUCAUGCUCCAAGUUUGGUUCAAAUGGGUGACUGGGAGAUUCUUUGUCCUUAUUAA
Messenger RNA from Lathyrus sativus (Indian pea), 300 nucleotides. The record is from the annotation of a GenBank genome assembly. NCBI's taxonomy places the organism in Eukaryota, Viridiplantae, Streptophyta, Magnoliopsida, Fabales, Fabaceae.